AUGAUGAACGCUCACCCGCUAUCUCACUGCCGGUGCCACUGCUGUGUUUCAGAGGUAUUGCCAGGUGGACUUUCGAAGGGCAGCGGCGGGGGGUUGGAGACGACGACAGUGGCAGAGGCAACCACGCGUGACCUGCUGCGAUCGCCGCCUUCUUCUUGGAAUCCUGGCGGCGAUGGCAGAGGAAGGAAGGCGGCGCAGUCGCCGCGCUCUCCGAGCACGUGGGCGACAUCGGCGAGGGACUUGCUGACAGGUUUGACGUCGUCUCCUUCACCUCCUCGCCCCUUACGGUUCUCUGUCGGAAGCGGCGGCGGAGGUUUCGGGCGCCGAAACUCAGUGGGAGGAGGACGACCAGGAAAAGGAGCGGUGGCCGCCGCGGACGGGGUGUUGUUGGCGUCGCGUGUGCUCGCUGGAGUGACCGAGGUCCACGCGGAUGGGGUUGAGGCAGCUCUCGCGUUGUUCCGGCGGGGCCUGCGGAACCGCCGCAAGGAAGGUCAUGUUGUCAUCUCCGCGAGACUAGUCUCGGUGGGCGGCAGUGACAAGCGUGUCGACAAGAAACGGGUGCUGGAUAGUGCGUUGGAAACGGGGGAGCUGGUGUUCGUCGAGCUUGGCGAUUGCCCAAACGGUGAUCUUCCCCAGACGCUCCGGACUGCACUGGCACACCUCAAGGUCGGAAACCAUGGUCUAGGAGGAGUGGACCCCCGAGCGCCUAGAUCAUCACGACUAGCGACCACCAAGAAGGCAGCAGGCGUGUCGCCGCCGCUGAGUGAGCAGAGUGGCGGUAACAACGUUCGCGAUGGCGGCGGCGGUCUCCGCCAUGAUCCGUUGUGGGCGCUCUUGAGCGCGUUCGCCCAGGCCGGAACAGGGGGGGCGGACACCCAUUUGAGGAGUCCCAUGACGGUUACAGACGAAGGAGGCGGUAGAGCUGACUUGCGGCCAUCAACACCGCAUUCUCCCAGAGAGGUAGCUAUAACGGGUACCAUGAGGGGGCCAAGGGCAGGGGAGGGGGGGGCGGCGAGGGGAGCGGCGGUGGGGAGGGGCCCGCUGGUAGUGUCUGUCAUGGCCACGCUGCGCUCGGGAGAUGGCCGCUUUCAGGAAGAGAAGGCCUUGCUCCAGAUAAUGGUGUCGAUGCCGAGCUUCUCAUGGCGCUCUUCGCCUACGGGUCCUGCUGGCACGGCGGCAGCGGCUGCUGCUGCGGUGGCGGUGGCAUACGGCUCGACAGCGGCGUCGGCGGCCGCUGUUCCCUCCGCUCCGCCGGCCUCUUCCUCAGAAGAGGCGUCGGUGGCGAGGUCAAGCUCCGCGUUCUCACGCUCGGCGUCGUGUUCCUUGUCCAGCAGUGAAGCAGCCGCUACUGCUGCUACUGCUACCGCCGCGGCCAUUGGUGCCGGCGGGGACGUUAUCGUGUCUAGCGGUGCUGCCGAUGGUGGUUUUUGCCCUCCAACCUUUCCAUCGAGCGGGGCAACUUCCCUCACGACCGAGGAAGACGUGGUGUGCGGCGUCGGGAACAGCAGUACGCCGUUUGGCAAUGGCAGCGGCAGCACUGCCCAGGCUGUCGGUGGCAACCUCGCGCUGCAGAACCUAGGCGAUCUGGCGACCUGUGGGGGACAUGAUUCAGCGAGGACCGGCGGAGAUCGUUCUGGUAGCGUCAGCAGUCACAGGUUUUCGAUCGAAGAAGCGGACGAGGAAGCGGGGAAGGCAGGGGGUACGAUGAAGGCCUCAUCGGAGAACCAGAACUCCGAGCGGCGUAUGAGCCCGCCGUGGGACGACUCCAUGCUAGGUCUCCGCGGCCUCACCCCAGAUGAGCUGGUUGCUAGGGUGCUCCAGGCAGAGAAAGAGUCGCGCCACUGGCAAGCCCAGCACGCGCUUGUCGACCGCAAACUAACCAACCUGUUGACGGCGAUGACGAAGCACAGCCGACGACCUGGCGGCGACGGUGGCCGCAGCGUCUACAGCGGCGGCAGCCUCAACGCCGAUCGCGGAGAUGGGGAGGAUGAUCGCAUCGAGGGAGCAUCACUAGCAGCAGGAACACGAGACGUGGCGGGACGGGACGGGGUCAAGGUGCGCUACGGCAGCUUUGGUGGUGGAGGCGGUGGCGGAGGCGGAACAUCAACGAGACAAGAACUCCCCGACUCCAAACGUUCGUUGGCGUCCCACCAAGAUGACGUUGCCGCUUCGUUCCGUGGCGGCGGCGGCGGCGGCGGCAGCGGCAGCGUGGAGGACGCGUGGAAGGAGAGGCCUCCGGGUGUUGGGCCGUGGCCGUUGUUCGAACAGACGAGAGAGGGUAGGGCUUCCCUCGAUGACAAGCUGCGCGUCAGCAACCGCGGAUCCGCUGGCUCCGGUGGAGGGACGAGAAAGUUCGAAAGUUCAACACCGCCGGAAACGAAAGAGCCAGGAGGGGAUGGUGGAAAGGCCCUGGGGAAGCCGAACAGGGAUUACGGCACCCCGUACGGCGACGAGCAGGACCGGGGUCGACAAAACGCACGCCCACAACCAAUCCUCCGAGGGGUUCAAGCUGAUGGUACCGGCUGGGUGGGACCCUCCCAAGCAACGGUCUGGUGCUGGGAAGGGGCAGUUCCAGACGUAUUUCAGGCGAGCACGGAACAAAGACCGUGGGACGUGUAG
This is a messenger RNA of Ectocarpus siliculosus, 2619 nucleotides long. The record is from the annotation of a GenBank genome assembly. NCBI's taxonomy places the organism in Eukaryota, Phaeophyceae, Ectocarpales, Ectocarpaceae.